AUGGCGGCAGUGGGGGAAGCGGGCACCCGCCGGCUGCCUGCACAAGAGGGGCCGCGUGCACUCCAAGCGCCCGUGCAGCAGGCCCGAGCCACCAAGGCGCGGGUCAUGUAUGAUUUCACUGCUGAACCUGGAAAUAAUGAGCUGACCGUCAAUGGAGGAGAAAUCAUCACCAUAACAAAUCCAGAUGUUGGCGGAGGCUGGCUAGAAGGCAAGAACAGCAGAGGGGAGCGAGGCCUCGUGCCCACAGACUACGUUGAAAUUUUACCAGCUGAUGGAAAAGAUCCAUUCUCUUGUGGAAAUUCCGUGGCUGACCAAGCCUUCCUUGACUCGCUCUCGGCCAGCACAGCUCAAGCCAAUGCGUCCGCAGCCACCAGUAACAAUCAGGUCAGUGGAGGCAGUGACCCCUGGUCCUCAUGGGGUGCAUCCAAACCUGGGAACUGGGAGGGCACAGACGGCUGGGGAGCCAAGCCCGAGGGUGCCGCCGCCCAGAGAAACUCCAACAACUGGUACACCGCCUUCGGCCACCUGCAGGCCUACCAAGGACCAGCAACGGGUUACGAUGACGACUGGGAUGAAGACUGGGAUGAGGCCAAGUCCACGUCCUCACCUUACUUCAAGGACACGGAGUCCGCAGAUACAACGCGUGCCCAGCGAGGGGUCAGCCGGGCCGGGACGUCAUCCAUGAAGCUGCCGCUGAACAAGUUUCCUGGAUUCGCAAAGCCAGGGCUGGAGCAGUAUCUGUUGGCCAAGCAGCUAGCGAAGCCCAAAGAGAAGAUUCCCAUCAUUGUUGGAGAUUAUGGCCCCAUGUGGGUUUACCCUACCUCUACGUUUGACUGUGUGGUGGCCGAUCCCAAGAAAGGCUCCAAGAUGUACGGUCUGAAGAGCUACAUCGAGUAUCAGCUGACGCCCACGAACACUAACCGAUCGGUUAACCACCGGUAUAAGCACUUUGACUGGUUGUAUGAGCGUCUCCUGCUGAAGUUUGGGACGGCCAUUCCCAUCCCUUCCCUUCCAGAUAAGCAGGUGACAGGUGGCUUUGAGGAGGAGUUCAUCAAGAUGCGCAUGAAGAGGCUCCAGGGGUGGGUGACCCGCAUGUGUCGUCACCCUGUCAUCUCCGAGAGCGAGGUUUUCCAGCAGUUCCUCAACUUCCGGGACGAGAAGGAGUGGAAGACCGGAAAGAGGAAGGCGGAAAAGGAUGAGCUGGUGGGACUGAUGGUGUUUUCCACCAUGGAGCCCGAGGCCCCUGACCUGGACUUGGUGGAAAUAGAGCAGAAGUGUGACGCCGUGGGCAAGUUCACCAAAGCCAUGGAUGACGGUGUGAAGGAGCUGCUGACCGUUGGCCACGAGCACUGGAAGCGCUGCACAGGACCAUUACCCAAGGAGUACCAGAAGAUAGGCAGGGCCCUGCAGAGCCUGGCCACCGUGUUCAGCUUGAGCGGCUACCAAGGUGAAACAGAGCUCAAUGAUGCGAUAACAGAAGCAGGAAAGACCUGUGAAGAAAUCGCCAGUCUCGUGGCUGAGCAACCAAAGAAAGAUCUCCACUUCCUGAUGGAAUGCAAUCAUGAAUAUAAAGGUUUCCUGGGCUGCUUCCCCGACAUUAUUGGCACUCACAAGGGAGCAAUAGAGAAAGUGAAAGAAAGUGAUAAGCUGGUGGCAGCCAGUAAGAUCACCCCGCAGGACAAGCAGACCAUGGUGAAGCGGGUCGGCACCAUGUCAUACGCGCUGCAGGCCGAGAUGAACCAUUUCCACAGUAACCGGAUCUAUGAUUACAACAGUGUUAUCCGCCUCUACCUGCAGCAGCAGGUGCAGUUCUACGAGACGAUCGCAGAGAAGCUGAGGCAGGCCCUCGGCCGCUUCCCGGUGAUGUGA
Messenger RNA from Elephantulus edwardii (Cape elephant shrew), 1869 nucleotides. RefSeq names its product sorting nexin-9-like. Gene Ontology annotation, cellular component: plasma membrane; cytoplasmic vesicle. Gene Ontology annotation, biological process: endocytosis; mitotic cytokinesis; endosomal transport. The transcript has 2 exons. NCBI's taxonomy places the organism in Eukaryota, Metazoa, Chordata, Mammalia, Macroscelidea, Macroscelididae. The coding region runs from base 1 to 1869 and encodes 622 amino acids. The record is from RefSeq and is a predicted model, not a curated record. Gene Ontology annotation, molecular function: protein binding; phosphatidylinositol binding.